CAGAAGACGAGAACAUUAAAAAAACCACGGAAAUGGGGAACUCUCUGUCUUUGAAAAACCAAGGUCCACGCAACUUUCUUCUUCUUUUCCCUUUACCAAAACAUUUAUAUAUUCUUUACAUUCCUCAUCAGAGUCACAGUGCUUGUUCAGAAUCAGAGUGUACAAGAAAUUGAAUGAAACCAAAACCAAGGAUCAACAUUAUCAUGUGGAGGUUCAUGGGAUCAAGAUUAACUGGUUCAACAAGGUGUAUGUCAACCUCAACCAGGGCCCUUUGUAGGUUUGGUUGGUGGGACCGUGUGAGCCCAGCUGCUAAGGACCCCAUCACUGGUGUCACUGAGGCUUUUCUUGCCGACAAUAAUCCCCACAAGAUCAAUCUCGGAGUGGGAGCUUAUAGGGAUGAUGAGGGGAAACCAGUUGUUCUUCAAUGUGUUAGAAAUGCAGAGGCAAAGAUUGCUGGUUGUGAUUUUAUGGAGUCAAAUGCUACUGCAGUGGGUUCAAAAUUGGUGGAGGAGAGUGUGAAACUGACUUAUGGAAAAGAUGCCAAUGUUGUAAAAGAAGGGACUUUUGCUGGGCUCCAAGCUCUUUCAGGUACUGGUGCAUGUCGUCUCUUUGCUGAGUUUCAGAGGCGCUUCCAUCCUGAAUCACCAAUUUAUUUUCCUGAUCCAACUUGGUCCAACCACCCCAAUAUCUGGAGAGAUGCCCAAGUUCCAGUAAGAACCUUCCAGUACUACCAUCCUGUUUCGAAGGGUUUAAACUUUGCAGCUCUCAUGGAUGAUAUAAAGAAUGCCCCAGAUGCUUCCUUUUUUUUACUACAUCCUUGUGCUCACAAUCCAACUGGAGUUGACCCUACUGCAGAACAGUGGAGGGAGAUCUCAUAUCAAUUUAAGGUAAAGAGUCACUUUCCCUUCUUUGACGUGGCUUAUCAAGGUUUUGCAAGUGGAGAUCUUGACAUGGAUGCCCAAGCAAUCCGGAUUUUUCUUGAAGAUGGACAUUUGAUAGGCUGUGCUCAGUCCUUUGCCAAAAACAUGGGUUUAUAUGGACACCGAGUUGGUUGUCUCAGUGUCCUUUGUGCUGAUGCGAAGCAAGCAGUUGCAGUUAAAAGCCAAUUGCAGCAGAUUGCCAGGGCAAUGUACAGCAAUCCUCCUAUUCAUGGUCUAUUGCUAGUCUCUACAAUCUUGAGUGAUCCAGAGACCAAGGCACUUUGGGUCAAAGAGGUGAAGGUCAUGGCAAAUCGUAUUCAACAAAUGCGGUCUACUCUGCGUGAAAGUCUUGAGAAGUUGGCUUCUCCUCUCAACUGGGAGCACAUAACUAACCAGGUUGGGAUGUUUUGCUUCUCUGGCUUAAGUGCUGAUCAGGUUGAUCGGCUAGUGAGGGAAUUCCACAUAUACUUGACUCGAGAUGGACGUAUGAGCAUGGCGGGUGUAACUACAAGCAAUGUGAGUUACUUGGCAAAUGCAAUACAUGAAGUUACAAGAUAUAAUUGAGAAGCCUCAAAUGUCUGUUAACAGGAGUCUUUAAUAUUACAUUUGUACCAUUUAUUUUGAGAUGGUUGAAAUCCCAUCCUUUACACAUGAUGUUACUACCAAAACUUAAUAGUGGUUAUUCAGGAAUAUAAGAGGAAAGCCCAUGAAUACAUAUAUCAGAUGUUAUCAGCUAUUGC
This is a messenger RNA of Quercus lobata, 1660 nucleotides long. RefSeq names its product aspartate aminotransferase, mitochondrial-like. Lineage: Eukaryota; Viridiplantae; Streptophyta; Magnoliopsida; Fagales; Fagaceae. The record is from RefSeq and is a predicted model, not a curated record. Bases 174 to 1484 code for a protein of 436 amino acids. The transcript is spliced from 10 exons. Gene Ontology annotation, cellular component: mitochondrion. Gene Ontology annotation, molecular function: L-aspartate:2-oxoglutarate transaminase activity; pyridoxal phosphate binding. Gene Ontology annotation, biological process: amino acid metabolic process; biosynthetic process.